Messenger RNA from Paramecium pentaurelia, 1036 nucleotides. The record is from the annotation of a GenBank genome assembly. NCBI's taxonomy places the organism in Eukaryota, Ciliophora, Oligohymenophorea, Peniculida, Parameciidae.
AUGAGAACUGCUAUUUCAAAUUAAGGAUAAUCCUCUCUUCCAGAUAGUAAUGAAAUCAAUGAAUAUAUUAAGGAGUACUUAAGAUACUCUAAUUAUACCAAUACCCUGGAAUGCAUUGAAGCAGAAAUUAAAAGCAAAUAAGUCUCCAAUAAAGUACAUAAUUAAUAUUGAAUUCUAGAUGUUAAAUAAAUAAUAAGUAAUUAAAUAAACAGGAGAGGAUUUACCUCGUAUAUUUUAAUUGUUAAAAAGUGAUAAUAUAAAAACAAAAAGGGAAAUCAAUUUGGAAAAGGAAUAAAAGCAAUUUAAUAAAAAAUACUAAUAAAUUUUAUAAGCAGGCAGAUAAAUAUUUUCAGUUAGUAUUAAUCUAUUACAAUUAUUGCAUUCAUUAAAGGAAACAGCUAAAAAUGAGAAUCUUAGUGAAACUUUAGAGAAUUAUAAAAUUUAGUUAGGAAAAUAUCAUAAAGUAAUAAUCAAUGAAGGUAAACCAGAAGGAACAGAAUUAAUUACUGAAUAGAUCAUGCAUGAGCAUAAAACUAAGCUAUUUAAAAAUUAUUAGGAUAAGAAUGUAGAUGGAAUGAUAGAAGUAUUACUUUCAUUAAGAGUAAAUGCUCUAUAAAUUGCACCUGAAUUAAGAAAAAAUCUUGUUUAUGAAUUAAUAAGAAAUGAUGUAUUUAAUAUUGAAGCCACAGAUAAAUUUGACUUUGUAGUUCAUUUAUUAGAUAUAAAUAAUUAAAGUCUUAGACAUGCAAUCACAAGCUUAAUUAGUGUAAUUAGUAGUACAUUAAGAGGUGUUGAAUAUUUAACCUAUAAUGGAAAUAUGAUAAUAAUAGAAAAAGUAAUAAAAAUUUUAAAGGAAUAAGAAAGCGGUUCUGUAACAUAAAGAUUUUGUUUGGCAAUUUUGUAGAAGGCUAGUANGAAAUGUUUCCUUUGGAACACCAAAUACAAAUUUUGGAUGAGUUGGUUUCUUUUCACCUUUACUAGAAAAACAUGUUCGAGCACUCAAGAGCAAUUAUCUUGUAGCUUGACGAUGAAAUGA